Molecule: messenger RNA, 3265 nt
Organism: Gekko japonicus
Lineage: Eukaryota; Metazoa; Chordata; Lepidosauria; Squamata; Gekkonidae
Gene: TSHZ1
Product: teashirt zinc finger homeobox 1
Exons: 2
Coding region: 11-3223 (1070 amino acids)
Biological process (GO): regulation of transcription by RNA polymerase II
Cellular component (GO): nucleus
Molecular function (GO): DNA-binding transcription factor activity, RNA polymerase II-specific; DNA binding
Source: RefSeq, a predicted model, not a curated record
CAACACCAGCAUGCCGAGGAGAAAGCAGCAAGCUCCCCGGCGCUCUGCAGCAUAUGUUCCUGAGGAAGAACUGAAAGCAACAGAAAUAGAUGAAGAAAGUGUGGAAGAUGAUGGGCUACCUCUGGACAUCCAGGAAACCGAUUAUAUGUGCAAUGAAGAAACAGAGAUCAAAGAAGCUCAGAGUUACCAGAACUCCCCAGUCAGCACGGCAACAAAUCAGGAUGCAGGUUACGGUUCACCAUUUAGUGAAAACAGUGACCAGCUGGCUCAUUUCAAAAACACUUCCUCCAAAGAAGAAAGAGAAGAUCAGUGCUCAGACAAUGCUCCCUAUCCACAGGACAGCUUAGCACAAAUAAAAGCUGUAUAUGCAAAUUUACUAUCAGAGUCCUGCUGGUCCAGUUUAGCUUUGGAUUUAAAAAAAUCAAAGAGUAGUGAAACCAUCCUGAAGGAAAACACCACUAAUAGCAACUCUAGUAUCAACAUCCCAAGUACUAGUACUAAUGCUGCUACCAGUAUAAGUAUAAGUACCAGUACCAGUACCAGUAGCACUAGUAACAGUAACAGUGGUGGCUCAGGUUAUGACUGGCAUCAAGCGGCAUUGGCCAAAACUCUGCAGCAGACCUCAUACGGACUUCUCCCAGAACCCAGUCUAUUCAGCACAGUACAGCUUUACCGGCAAAACAAUAAACUGUACGGUUCUGUGUUCACUGGUGCCAGUAAGUUUCGGUGCAAAGACUGCAGUGCAGCGUAUGACACGCUGGUGGAGCUAACAGUGCACAUGAAUGAAACAGGACAUUACCGGGAUGACAACAGAGAUAAAGAUGCUGAAAAGACCAAACGGUGGUCAAAGCCUAGAAAGCGAUCACUUAUGGAAAUGGAAGGCAAAGAGGAUGCCCAAAAAGUGCUGAAGUGCAUGUAUUGUGGUCAUUCUUUUGAAUCUUUGCAAGACUUGAGUGUCCAUAUGAUAAAAACAAAACAUUACCAGAAAGUGCCUCUGAAGGAACCAGUACCAGCCAUCACCAAACUGGUGCCUUCUACCAAAAAGCGAGCACUUCAGGACUUAGCUUCACCUUGUUCACCUGAGCCAACAGCGAUCACUUCAGAGACUACUCUUAGUGAAGCAGCAAAGGAUCAGAAAACUGCCAACCCUUAUGUGACUCCAAACAACCGCUAUGGAUAUCAAAAUGGUGCUAGCUACACUUGGCAGUUUGAGGCCCGCAAAGCCCAGAUAUUGAAAUGCAUGGAAUGUGGCAGUUCUCAUGACACUUUGCAGCAGCUUACUGCUCAUAUGAUGGUCACUGGACAUUUUCUGAAAGUAACUAAUUCUGCCUCCAAAAAGGGAAAACAGCUAGUGUUGGAUCCUGUGGUAGAGGAGAAGAUACAAUCCAUACCUUUGCCACCCACCACCCACACAAGAUUACCAGCUGCAAAUGUUAAAAAGCAGCCUGAAUCUCCAGCUGGAUCUACGAGCUCUGAGGAGAAGAAGGACUUGGAAAAGGUGAUCAUUAAUGAAACAGACAAAAAAAUUAAAGAAGAGAAUGAAGACACUACAGAGAAGUUUGAGCCAACAGCUGUAUAUCAGUACCUCAGAGAGGAGGAUCUAGAUGAAAGUCCUAAAGGUGGGAUAGAUAUACUAAAAUCCCUGGAAAAUACUGUGACGACAGCUAUAAGUAAGGCUCAGAAUGGAGCUCCUUCUUGGGGAGGCUAUCCCAGCAUUCAUGCAGCUUACCAGCUUCCAGGAACUGUUAAACCCAUCCAGCCAGCUGUGCAGAGUGUUCAGAUGCAGCCCUCUUAUGCCAGCAGCGUAAAAUCAUUGUCUUCAGAGCACAGUGCACUGAUCCAUUCCCCAGGUAACUUAACACCUCCACCUCACAGAAGCAAUGUCUCUGCAAUGGAAGAACUAGUGGAGAAGGUUACAGGAAAAAUCAAUAUUAAAAAGGAAGACAAACCUGCGGAGAAAGAAAAAUCUUCUCCAGUUAAGCCAUUGUCACCUGCUGCUAAAGAGAACAAAGACUUUCCAAAAUCAGAGGAAACCAUCAAACAGCAGCAGCAGCAACAGCAGCAGAAAAAGAAUCUAGAAGAAGGUCAGAAGGUCAAAAAGGAAAGCCCAGCAGAUCCUCAUACCCUUAAUGGCACUGAGCCACCUAAAGCAAAAGUCACAAAUGGCUGUAAUAACUUAGGCAUCAUCACCGACCAUUCACCUGAGCCAUCUUUCAUUAACCCAUUGAGUGCUUUACAAUCCAUCAUGAAUACCCACUUAGGCAAGGUUUCUAAUCCUGUAAGUCCUUCUUUGGACCCUUUGGCCAUGUUGUAUAAAAUUAGCAACAGUAUGUUGGACAAGCCCAUUUACCCAACAACUCCAGCCAAGCAUGUUGACGCUAUUGACCGGUACUAUUAUGAGAACAGUGACCAGCCUAUUGAUUUAACAAAGUCCAAAAACAAACCUCUGGUUCCCAGUGUGACUGACUCCGUCUCAUCUCCUCUGAGGGAAAGUGCCCUAAUGGAUAUUUCUGACAUGGUAAAGAACCUCACAGGGCGCUUAACUCCAAAGUCUUCAACUCCAUCUUCUGUGUCAGAAAAAUCUGAUGCAGAUGGAAGCAGCUUUGAAGAGGCUCUGGAUGAACUGUCACCAGUACAUAAGAGGAAAGGUAGGCAGUCCAACUGGAACCCUCAGCAUCUUCUCAUUCUUCAAGCCCAGUUUGCAUCUAGCUUGAGGGAGACUCCUGAAGGCAAAUAUAUUAUGUCGGACCUUGGCCCACAAGAGCGGGUGCAUAUCUCUAAGUUUACUGGUCUUUCCAUGACCACAAUUAGCCACUGGCUGGCCAAUGUGAAGUAUCAAUUAAGAAGGACAGGUGGAACUAAGUUUUUAAAGAAUCUGGAUACAGGGCAUCCUGUUUUCUUUUGCAAUGAUUGUGCCUCACAGUUCAGGACUGCUUCUACAUAUAUAAGUCACUUGGAGACACAUUUAGGGUUCAGCUUGAAGGACCUGUCCAAAUUGCCACUAAAUCAGAUCCAAGAACAGCAGAAUGUUUCAAAAGUCCUUGCGAAUAAAACUCUAGGCUCACUUGGAAUUGCUGAGGAGGACUCAGGCUCCACAUUCCAGUGUAAGCUCUGUAACCGAACUUUUGCAAGCAAGCAUGCAGUAAAACUGCACCUUAGUAAAACACAUGGAAAGUCCCCUGAGGACCAUCUGAUCUAUGUGACUGAGUUAGAAAAACAUUAGCGUCCAGGUAAGCAGCCAGGUAUGCAAGUGACCACAGGAACA